UUCCUGCUUUCGGAUUAAUCCACCAAAUCCGUCUCCAGACCGCGGCGUCACACCCGAGGGGACACAACAGGGAAAACGCGAGAGAGGCGAUUUCUGCCCUGAACAAGCGAACCUGAGGUUCGUAGUGGCAUCGCCCGGGUGACCCAGCCGCCGGAGCCCGGGACCUUGCACUCGUUAACGCUUUCCAGCUACUCCUCUUCCCCUCACUUUCCCCGGACCACGGGCGCAGAUGGCGGCGGCCGUGCUGACGGACCCAGUGCAGGGGAAAGUGAACCUUGAGGACGUGUUCGUGUACUUCUCCCAGGAGGAGUGGAGGCUCCUUGAUGAGGCUCAGAGGCUCCUGUACCGCGAGGUGAUGCUGGAGAACUUUGCACUUAUGGCCUCACUGGGUUCUUGGCAUGGAACGGAGGAGGAGGAGAUACCUUUUGAGCAGAGUGUUUCUGUGAAAGGAGUGUCACAGGUCAUGAUUCCUAAGAUGGUUCUGUCUUCCCAGAAGGCCCACCCCUGUGACACAUGUGGCCCCAUCUUGAAAGACAUUUUGCAUUUGGCUGAGCACCAGGACACACACCCUGGGCAAAAACCAUACAUGUGUGUGGCAUGUGGGAAACAACUCUGGUUCCAUUCAAACCUUCACCCCCAAAAACAGCAUAGUGGAGAGAAACCCUGCACAAGGGACGAGGGCAGGGCCUUGCUCAUGAAAAGCUGCCCUGUCCAGUCAUUGAAGAUGCCCUUUGGCACAGGGGAGGUUUGUAAGGACUUCCCAGCUAGCUCAAGUAUGUUCCAGCAUCAUGCUUCUCUUAGUAAAUGGAAGCCACAAAGGAACAGCAAGCCUGUAGAGGCCUUGCUUAGUGGACAAAGGCAUUAUGAGUGCAGUGAGUGUGGGAAAGCCUUCAGCCGCAAAGACUCACUUGUUCAGCACCAGAGAGUCCACACUGGAGAAAGGCCUUAUGAGUGCACUGAAUGUGGGAAAACCUUCAGCCGCAAACCCAUACUUGCACAGCACCAGAGAAUCCACACUGGAGAAAUGCCUUACGAGUGUGGCAUAUGCGGGAAAGUUUUUAAUCACAGCUCUAACCUUAUUGUACACCAGAGAGUCCAUACGGGAGCAAGGCCUUACAAGUGCAGUCAAUGUGGGAAAGCCUACAGCCACAAAUCCACGCUAGUUCAACAUGAGAGUAUCCAUACUGGAGAGAGACCUUAUGAGUGCAGCGAAUGUGGGAAAUACUUUGGUCACAAAUACAGACUCAUUAAACACUGGAGUGUUCAUACUGGGGCAAGGCCUUAUGAGUGCAUUGCAUGUGGGAAGUUCUUCAGCCAAAGUUCUGAUCUUAUUGCACAUCAGAGAGUUCACAAUGGUGAAAAGCCAUAUGUGUGCAGUGAGUGUGGAAAAGCCUUUAGUCACAAACAUGUGCUUAUUCAGCACCACAGAAUCCACACUGGCGAAAGGCCAUUUAAGUGUAGUGAGUGUGGGAAGGCCUUCAGGCAGAGGGCUUCCCUCAUCAGACACUGGAAAAUUCAUGCCGGAGAAAGGCCUUAGAAUAGCAGGGAAUAUGGCAUCUUGUUCAAAAUACUGGAUGACACCAGAGAGAAGCUCCAGAGAGCAUUUGUGACGAGCCAUCCGCUGGAAGAUGAGCAUGAUGCAUUUGAACUCCCACUCUGAGGAGAUUUUUCUGUGUGCCAGAUAAAUGGGGAGCUUUCUGGAGCCAUGUUGCACUUAGUAACAUGCCAUGGUCCUCUGUGAAAGGUCCCUGCACACUAGCCAGAAGUAUAUCACUGCCAGCGUGUCUGAAAGAAGCCAUCCCCCAGUGCAACAGCAGGGCCCCAAGUUGUGUGUGAAUCACAUGCUGGAUUUGUUCAGCCUCCAAGUCACUUACCUUGGGAAUUGCCUGCCUCACAUUGUUCUGGUUUUGCAACAAAUGCUUUUAGGUUUUUGGUGGGUUUUGUUUGUUUGUUUUUUCUUUGCUUUUUA
Molecule: messenger RNA, 1969 nt
Organism: Phacochoerus africanus (Common warthog)
Lineage: Eukaryota; Metazoa; Chordata; Mammalia; Artiodactyla; Suidae
Product: zinc finger protein 772-like
Exons: 3
Coding region: 230-1537 (435 amino acids)
Biological process (GO): regulation of transcription by RNA polymerase II
Molecular function (GO): RNA polymerase II cis-regulatory region sequence-specific DNA binding; DNA-binding transcription factor activity
Source: RefSeq, a predicted model, not a curated record